Cucurbita maxima (winter squash) is the source of this 1164-nucleotide messenger RNA. RefSeq lists its product as uncharacterized. The transcript has 5 exons. The coding region runs from base 328 to 987 and encodes 219 amino acids. The record is from RefSeq and is a predicted model, not a curated record. Lineage: Eukaryota; Viridiplantae; Streptophyta; Magnoliopsida; Cucurbitales; Cucurbitaceae.
ACACCAAUCCCAUCUCUGAUUUUUUUUCCCGUCUCUUUGAUACUUCCUCUCUGUCGUUGCCGAUCGCCGAUCGCCGCCUCGCCUCGACUGCACUUUUCUUUCUCUUCUUUAUCUCACUCUCUGCUGCAACCUCACGCCGCCACGCCAACCCCGUGCUCUCUCCCUGUUGCGGCGCCCCUCUUCUCCACCAAUUUUAAUCUAUCCUACUUGCCGUCCGCUCCAUCUCUCAGUUAUCAGUAUCAGCACGCAUGGCUGACGGCGCGGCCUUGUUUUCGCCCAACACUCUUUUUCUCGCGAUUGCAAUCGCAAUCGGCCUAAUUCUGUUAGAUGGAGGGUACCAUUGCUGAAGAACUUUAUUCCGAGAGUUUACAGUCAACAAAAUCAAAAUUGGCUGACAUGUCAUUAUCUGAUUACAGACAAAAUCGGCCAUCAGGUUCUGCUGUGAAUGACUCGUGUGAAGAUGAUGGAUCUUUAUGGGGUGGUUCGGAUGAAGGCUUGGAGGAAACAUCUGAUCUGGAUAGGGAGUGGCAUAGAAGACACGACCAAUUUCAUACGAUUGGAUACCGUGAUGGUUUAAUUGCUGGGAAAGAAGCUGCAUCUCAAGAGGGAUUUAAUGUUGGCUUCAAGCAGUCAGUCUCUAUCGGAUAUAAGUUGGGUCUUGUCAGAGGUGUUAGCAGUGUGCUUGCUUCCCUUCCUGAUGACUUGAAAGAAAAGCUAGUAGGGAUUGAAGAAAACAGAAGUAAAUUCCAAAGCUUGUAUGAAUCUGUGAACUCUCUUUCGACAGCAGAUGCACUUAGGCUAUUCCAUGACGAUAUUAUGGCACAACACACGAAAGAAGAAGGCGUCGAUGCAAAUACGAGUUCGCAAACAAUAGAUUUGUUGAAGCAAAAUUCAGAUUACAGUCGUCUAGGACAGUUCUAUGGAGAGCUUCAAGCACUGUUACCCACAUCACCUGCUCUGAAUCUUCAUUUACAUGAAGAACAGUAGAUUCAAUGCAACAUUUGUAGGUUCAGCAUUUGUUAUGUUGAAAUUUUGGGUAUUGAUCUCUUCUGUCAGUUGUGUAAAAUAUUUACAUUUGGGAAUUUCCAUAUUCUCCUUCAAUCCGGAAUCAACCAACUCAAAGGAAAGUAGUUUUGAAACCGAUUUGCUCUAAAAUUUUCUAUU